Messenger RNA from Phalacrocorax carbo (great cormorant), 2144 nucleotides. NCBI's taxonomy places the organism in Eukaryota, Metazoa, Chordata, Aves, Suliformes, Phalacrocoracidae. The record is from RefSeq and is a predicted model, not a curated record.
AUGGAUAGAACUAACAAGAGUGUUUACUCACAAUCAUGCUUUUAUGACGAACAAGAUGGAGUUCGGGACAACUCUCUCUGCGCAGUUCUUUGUUCGCGCUAUUUUCUCAGCCUUCAAUCAAGGAAGACUGACAAAAAAACAACCUCAGCAGCCUCUCAGGAGCCCCAUGACCAAGAAAAAUAUUUACAAAAGCCGAUCGUCUGCCUACACUGCAGCAGCUGGUGCCACGACGCUGGCUGUUCCCUGCAGGCUCUAGACUGCGGGUGCUCUGCGGAGCCGCCGAAGACGGUUCUCCCCCACAGGGCUGAAGGGAGAGGCCCGGCAGCACGGCCCAGGCCCCGGCCAGGAGCGCAGGCCGCACCCAGCUCCAGGCCGAUACCACCCUGCGCUCCCCCGGACUGCAGGGCAGUGCCGACCGCUCUGCCUGACCGCGCAGGGCAGGGGCUCCUCCGCGGGAGGGAGGAACGGGGGGACAGAGGCCGUCACACGGCUCCGCUGCCGGAGAAGGCGCGGAGGCGAGCGGCCGGCCGAGGUGCUUCAGAGAGACAGCCGGAAGACCACGCGCCAGCCCCGAGACAAAAUGGUUCCCCCCAGCUCUGGCGCGGAGCCCCCGGCCCCGGCCCCGGCCCCGGCCCCGUACACAGGCGCGAGCUGGGCCGUACAGGGAUAUCUUCCCCUCCUCGACGCCGUAAGCGGCCCGUACUCACUCUGACGGCACAACCCUCACGACGCAGACAUUCAGGAGGUUCCCUAGCUUCCAGCCUGCCAGGAGGCGUGGAGUUGCACCUGGUUGACUUGCUAAACAAUACAGCUGCACCAUGGGAUCUCAUCACCGUGUACCAGUACUUAAGGGGUAGUUACAAAGAAGAUGAAGACUCUCUUUUUACAAGGAGUCCCAUGGAGAGGACAAGGGGGAACGGACACAAGUUGCUCUUGGGGAGAUUCCGAUUGGACACCAGAGGGAAAUUUUUCACAGUGAGGACAGUCACCAUUGGAAUAAUCUCCCCAGGGAAGGGGUUGACUCGGCCACGUUGGGCACCUUCAAGAGUCGGCUGGAAGGGGUGCUGGGCCAUCUUGUGUAGACUGUGCUCUUCCUAGAGAGGUUGGACUAGAUGAUCCCUGAGGUCCCUGCCAACCUGGCAUUCUGUGAUUCUGUAUCUUGUGAUUCUGUGACAAAUUAGAUACCAGUUAUGUGAGAUAAAACACAGCGGUGCACACCCAUUUUAGACAGGCUUUCUUCCUGUUACUUUACCUUAUAAAUCUAUACUUCCUUUUCAGUAUCCAGAAAAAAAUCAUUGUUCAGUGUUCCUGAUAAUUUAUAUUUUUAAGCAUAAAAAUAUUUACUUCAUUCUGUUACCAAUUUAUUUUAAUCAAGAAGGUUUUAUGUGCCUUCUGAAUUACAGCUGUUCUUGCUUUAGAAUAGUGUAAAGCAUAAGGCAAUUAAACCAUGUUAAUAGAUUAAAUGUGUCAGGUAAUAAUACUUUUGGUAGACAGACCAAGUGUACCCAUAUCUUCUUUUAAAAUUUUAGUUUUAGAGUACAGAUAUAGUUUGCAAGCUAAAAGAAUGCAUCUUAAAAAUUACAGAAAGAUUUUAGAAUUGUUAGAAAUGAUUUGGUUUUGUUUUCUAAAGGUGGUUAGUUCUUUUUUAAUUGUAGUUAUUAUUUCUGGUAUUCUAAUAUUAGAGAAAGUGUAAAUGUUUUAAAAUCUUUAUUUAAAGUCUACUUCCUUCAACAGUGUACUCCAAGUCAGGAAGAACUCUAAAGCUCUAUGACGCACAGAAUUCAACUUCUGGUAAUGGUUUAUUCACUAAGGACCUCUUACAGCUGAUUUGAACUAAAAACAGUGAUCAAAAUGCAUCUCCUGGUUUGUCUUCGCAGAAUACCUGUGUUCUCUUUCAUUCAUUUCUGUGGAAUAACUAGUCGUCUUCUGCCUUCUGCUAAGGCAAAUAUUAAAUGGAGAUACAUAAACCUAACAAAAAAAAUUCAGAACUAACAUAUUCUUCAGCAGACAACAGGAACCACAACUACCUUUCCCCUUUCCAAUAGAUUUUAUUAUAUGCUUAAAAAAAGGGAAAACCUAUGUAUUUGUAUAUCUUGUAUACAAAUAUGCUAAUAAAUAGGAAGAAUUCUUCACUUGAAAUCACA